CCUCAAAACAGCCCUCUCCCUCCUCCAGAGCUCCCCUUCUUUGCUAUCCUAAAAACAAACAGGCAGGAACUUUGACCGGUGUUCCGAGCUAGUUACUAGCCUGCUAGUAUUGACUAGUUUUCUGUAUUUUUUUCAUAUCGUUGUGUGUUGUUGCACAUGCGGAGAGAUGUGGUUUAUUUAUUUACUCAGCUGGCUGUCGCUAGUCAUCCAAGUGUCCUUCGUUACGCUAGCAAUAGCUGCUGGCCUAUACUACUUGGCAGAACUAAUAGAAGAAUACACAGUAGCCACCAGUCGAAUAAUAAAGUACAUGAUAAUGUUCUCCACAGGUGUGCUGGCCUGUCUCUAUCUCUUUGAGAGCUUCCCAGUGUUAAUGGUGGGAGUCGGCCUCUUCACCAACCUGGUGUACUUUGGCCUCCUGCAGACUUUCCCUUACAUUGCACUGAGCUCCCCAAACUUUAUCCUCUCCUGUGUGUUGGUGGUGGUGAACCAUUAUAUGGCCUUCCAAUUCUUUGCACAAGAGUAUUAUCCCUUCUCAGAGGUGCUGGCAUACUUCACCAUCUGCUUGUGGGUGAUCCCCUUCGGCUUCUUCGUGUCACUGUCAGCGGGGGAGAACGUGCUUCCGUCCACCAUGCAACAAGGAGAUGAUGUGGUGUCUAAUUACUUCACCAAGGGCAAGAGGGGUAAACGGUCCGGGAUCCUGGUCGUGUUCUCGGUCCUGAAGGAGGCAGUGCUGCCCAGCAGACAGAAGAUGUACUGAGGGGGCUCGGACCCGGGGUGCAGCCUAGGGGGUCGGGAGGUGUAUGAGAGAGUGAAUGAGUGUGUGUGUGUGGAGGAUUAAGGGGAAGCAGGAAGGACUCUGGGAAUUUGUUUUCUGGAUGGGACUUAAACGAAACAGUGGCUAAAAAGUCGGAAGAAUAUGAAGGACCAAUGAACGGAUCGGAGCUUCCUGCUGGACGAGCCAACGAGUUUACCCCGGCCACGUUCGUCUCUUUGUUUUUCUCUUUGUCGGUCUGUUCUGACUGCCAACAACAUUAACUGAAGACCCCUUUGUGGGGAUCUGUCCUGUAGCGCAACACUUUGUUAUUCACAUGAUGGACAUUUUUUAAGUCUUUGGUAUUAAAAUAUGUUUGUGCAAAAGGUCUGACAAUUAACAACCACCAAACACUUUUACGUUUCGACUCGGGAGAUAAAUAGUUUUCAGUUUUUCCUUGAGAUGAGAUGUUCUGUCAUGUAUGUGUCGUAGGAUUCACGCUAAGAUUAAACACAGAAGAGCAGCAUUAGGAGACGACUAGAUAAAUCUCCUCAGAGGAAGAAAGUCGGAGAUAAAUUAAACUGCUUCAAGGUACUUUCUGGUGUAAUCCUGAUGUCCAAGCUUACAUUUUGGUGUUAAAGUUGCAAAACAGCUGCAAGAAAAAGACCUCAAUUUGUCACAGCAAUGCUUAUUAGAAAUACUUUAAAGGAGAAAGUGAGGUUAGGUUGUUAUUAAUCAGCUUGUGCUUUAUUUUAAUUACAGGAUGUCGCUUCACAGUGAUGAAAAUGGGUUAAUAAGGGCAUUUGCAAAGGAUUACUUCUAUAAACACCUUUUAUUUAAUGGGAUGAACAAAGUAUAUCUCCCAGUCUGGGUAAUUUACAUGUUGGAGAUGUUCUUUUUGUGUCUUACAGAUCUACAGACUCAUUAAUCACCAGCUCUUUUUUGGACUAUUUUUAAAAAGAAAUCCACAGUAAUAACAAAGUGAUUUUAUAAAAACAUUGAUCGGCGAGUUAACCUGACAUCUGACGACAAAUGAAAACACUUGUGAAGACUCUAACGUGCGUCUGGGACAAAGGCUGCUCAGAGUGGUUUGAUGAAAGUGCUAUUAAAGAGGCCCACAUUCUUUUUACCAAUUACCGAGUGCGAUUCAUUGGAGGCUGGUAUGCUGCACAAAUGUAUAAUAAAAGACUUUGUUGAAAUAA
This is a messenger RNA of Eleginops maclovinus (Patagonian blennie), 1953 nucleotides long. RefSeq names its product testis expressed 261 (gene tex261). The transcript is spliced from 6 exons. The coding region runs from base 167 to 757 and encodes 196 amino acids. Lineage: Eukaryota; Metazoa; Chordata; Actinopteri; Perciformes; Eleginopidae. Gene Ontology annotation, molecular function: COPII receptor activity. The record is from RefSeq and is a predicted model, not a curated record. Gene Ontology annotation, biological process: endoplasmic reticulum to Golgi vesicle-mediated transport. Gene Ontology annotation, cellular component: Golgi membrane; COPII-coated ER to Golgi transport vesicle; endoplasmic reticulum membrane.